CCGGGACACGAGAUUCGCUAAAUGGCCGUUGAAUUGCGUUACGAAGGGUCGGACGACCCGCCAGCGUUUCUAGUGAAAUUCACCAACGGACAAUUGAACUGCGAAAAUGUCGAGGAGGUGCCAGAUGUGACGUUGUUGAAGGCAGAGGAUGACUCGAAUGCGACAUCAGCGAAUCCUAGACGCAUGCUGUUGGCUGAAACAUCUCAGAUGGUGUAUUUGGGAAAGAACUUUGGCCCAGACAGACAUCCAGACAAUUUCUGCAAAUAUCUGGUUGGUCUAAUGGAUCGUGUGACAGGAGAGAUGACUUUGCAUGAUGCUCUGACCAUCACAAUGCAUCCUAGACCACACAUGGUCUCCUCGGAAUCGGAGGGGGAGAGCAAUGCUGUUGGUGACAUGAGCUAUCGUGAACAGUAUUCAAAGCUGAUAGAAAGUUUUGGUAGUGGGAGAAAGAAGAAGCUAGUUGAAGCACGGCAGAAGAGUCAACUUGAUGACUCAUCUCUUGAUGCAUCUAUCGUCAUCGCCAAGGAUUACGCUCAUACAGAAUUAGACAACGAAGACAGUUCAUCUUUGAACGAGCAGUGGAUGUCCAACCAAGCACGCAUGAUACCUCCUUUUGAUGCUAAUGCAGAAACUCCAAUGGAUGUGUUUAAGCUGGAAGAUUUGAUUACCCCGGAAGAGUAUAAUGCUAUCAAAGGCUUGGCUCAGUCAUUUGUUGAAGCAAAACAAAGCGAUGUAGACCAGUGGAGAACUGAAAAGAAAUACCCAGAGUAUGUUCUUAGACAUGUGGAGCAACUGUGGGCGGUCGUGGCAUCCAAAGUAGUCAAACGUCGGGCGAGAUGUCUUACCUACUUGUCAUUCCUGAUGGCUAUCUAUAACACUCCUCAUCGAGAAUUCACUCAACACGGAUUGCAGCAGUUCAAUUUGCCAUCUGUGGUUGAAAAUAGAAUCAAGAGUUUGUUUACGGAAUCACCGGCCAGGGUCGACAGAAAGUCACGCUGCGUUAUUCCUUCACGUUUGAGGGACAAGCUGCUGUGCUAUAUUCUUGUGUUGUCACUCUACAUUGACAACUUCUCAUUUGAUUGUGCGAUACUGGCACGAGACUUAGGAAUUCAGCCGCAGAAAAUGGGUGAGUACUGGAGAACUAUUGGCUGCCACAUGAAAACUCAGAAACAGAAGGCAAGCUCGAGUAGUGGCGACUCUGAUCAAAUGCGGAUUCUCAAUGUCGAACUGAAGGUCCCAUUCAAGUUGCCUUCACCUCGGAAACGCUCUGCACAGAGAACACGUUAAUUAAUGAGUUCAUGUUUGCACAGCAUAUCUAAUCAUUAAUUAAUUAAUUAAUUAAUUACCGUACAUACGGGUAUUUUGUUAUACGGGAUAGGGUAAACAAUGUCAAGCAAGAUUCCA
Molecule: messenger RNA, 1404 nt
Organism: Corticium candelabrum
Lineage: Eukaryota; Metazoa; Porifera; Homoscleromorpha; Homosclerophorida; Plakinidae
Product: DNA-directed RNA polymerase I subunit RPA49-like
Exons: 11
Coding region: 22-1287 (421 amino acids)
Biological process (GO): DNA-templated transcription; transcription elongation by RNA polymerase I; RNA polymerase I preinitiation complex assembly
Cellular component (GO): RNA polymerase I complex
Molecular function (GO): DNA binding
Source: RefSeq, a predicted model, not a curated record